This is a messenger RNA of Nestor notabilis (Kea), 1026 nucleotides long. RefSeq names its product male-specific lethal 1 homolog (Drosophila) (gene MSL1). The record is from RefSeq and is a predicted model, not a curated record. The transcript is spliced from 7 exons. Gene Ontology annotation, cellular component: MSL complex. NCBI's taxonomy places the organism in Eukaryota, Metazoa, Chordata, Aves, Psittaciformes, Psittacidae. Bases 16 to 1026 code for a protein of 336 amino acids.
GCGCGCAUCGAGCGCAUGGAAAGGCGGGUGCAGCUGGUGAAGAAGGACAGCGAGCGGGAGAAGCACCGCAUCUUCCAGGGCUUUGAGGUGGACGAGAAGCCAGAGGCAGAAGCGUGCGAGAAGCUGCCCCUGGAAUGUCCCCAGGAUCUGCUGGAGCACCCCCCGACCCUUCAGCCCAAACACUUCCCCUAUGGCCGCAACGGGAAGGGGCAUAAAAGGAAGCCAACAUUUGGGAGCACGGAGAGGAAGACGCCCGUUAAAAAACUGGUGUCUGAGUUCUCCAAAGUGAAGAGUAAAACUCCAAAGCACUCCCCGGGGAAGGAGGAAUUGGGCGGCUCCUUGUCAGAAACUGUUUGUAAACGAGAACUGCGGAGCCAAGAGACUCCAGAAAAACCCAGGUCGCUCUUGGAGACCCCACUCCGAGCCUCAGCCCUGCCAAAGGGCCCUGGUGCCAACCCCAAGGAGAAGAGCUUCUUCAGCAGCGAGGCAGACGACCUGCCGUAUCUCUCCACCACGGAGAUGUACUUGUGCCGCUGGCACCAGCCGCCACCAUCGCCACUGCCGUUGCGGGAGCCCUCCCCAAAGAAGGAGGAGACUGUGGCAAUUCCAUCUUGGAGGGACCAUGUUGUGGAGCCCCUGAGAGACCCCAACCCCUCAGACAUCCUGGAGAACCUGGAUGACAGCGUCUUUUCCAAGCGUCAUGCAAAGUUGGAGCUGGAUGAGAAACGAAGGAAAAGGUGGGACAUCCAGCGGAUCAGGGAACAGAGAAUUCUACAGCGGCUGCAGCUCCGAAUGUACAAAAGGAAAGGGAUUCAGGAGUCGGAACCUGAAGUUACCUCAUUUUUCCCUGAGCCAGAUGAUGUGGAAAGCUUGCUUAUAACCCCGUACCUGCCUGUUGUCGCCUUUGGCCGGCCCUUACCAAAACUGACCCCACAGAACUUCGAGCUGCCCUGGCUGGAUGAGCGCAGUCGCUGCCGGCUGGAGGUGCAGAAGAAGCAGACACCACACCGGACCUGUCGGAAAUAG